UAUUUUUUUUCUGUUGAAGGACACAAAUGAUUGUGAUUUAUUCAGAUUGGAUUUGUUUUUAUUAAUUUCUUUGGUUUUUGUUCGCUUGGAAAUGGGCGACGAAGGUGAAACUAUGACAAACAAUGUAUCCGAAAAUAGUGAACCAACCGCGAACCAAGAUGAACUGAUUUUGGCUCAGCAGAGACAAAUCGAAAAAGAGAUAUCUGAUAAUAUCCCUUUAGUGGGGGAAUUAGACUCAGUCAUCUCUUUGAACAAAGAAUACUCGACCGAUGAUAUUUACCUUGAAAAAAUCAAAGACUUAGCUUCAAAAUAUAGUUACGUUAGAAGAACACGUCCUGAUGGAAAUUGUUUUUUUAGAGCUUUCAGUUAUGCAAUUUUAGAAAAAUUGUUGUGCGAUAAGGAUAGUUUUAUCAAAUUCUAUAAAAUAGCAGAAAAUAGUAAGAAUGUAUUAGUGGAGUUGGGAUUUCAACAGUUUACUGUAGAAGAUUUUUAUGAUACGUAUAUGGAAGUUCUUAAACGUCUAAAAGAUAUAGAAAACAUAGGUGAGGCUAAAAAAGAACUUCAUAAUGUCUUUAAUGAUCAAGGGUAUUCUGAUUAUAUGGUUGUUUACUUAAGACUGUUAACUAGUGCUCAAUUACAGAAGGAACACGACUUCUACAGUUGCUUUAUCGAAGGAGAUAGAACAGUAGCCGAUUUUUGUCAUCAAGAAGUGGAACCGAUGUAUAAAGAGAGCGAUCACAUUCAUAUUAUGGCUGCUUGUUCGGCUCUGAACACUGGCGUGCGAGUACUCUACAUGGACAGAGGAACAGGCAAUAAUGUUACUAAGCACGAUCUACCCGAAGGCUGUUCACCUACAGUGCAUUUGUUAUACCGUCCUGGUCAUUACGAUAUUCUUUAUCCAUAAUUCUUGCUAUUUUUUUAUAUGAUCAGUUUGUUAAUUUUAAUUUUUUGUGAGAGUGUUGGACUCAUUGUGGUAAUUUUUUUCAAUAAAACUUAUUGAACUAAACAUA
Sitophilus oryzae (rice weevil) is the source of this 1010-nucleotide messenger RNA. RefSeq names its product ubiquitin thioesterase otubain-like. Gene Ontology annotation, cellular component: nucleus. NCBI's taxonomy places the organism in Eukaryota, Metazoa, Arthropoda, Insecta, Coleoptera, Curculionidae. The record is from RefSeq and is a predicted model, not a curated record. The transcript has 4 exons. The coding region runs from base 92 to 904 and encodes 270 amino acids. Gene Ontology annotation, molecular function: cysteine-type deubiquitinase activity; ubiquitin binding. Gene Ontology annotation, biological process: protein K48-linked deubiquitination.